AUGGACUCUCCUACGAAUGCAACUGACUCUGCCAUUUCGACCCUGUUGGUGAUUGAUGAAGAAGAGGAAUCAGUUUUAUCUUCAUUAGCCAUUGGUAUGAUCGUCCUUUGUGCACUUUCUGUUCUUAUCUUGACUAUUGUCUGUAUAUUGAUCUUACGCAAGCGUUACUCUCCAUCGACAUCAACCUCUCUAGCCGAUAAAGAUGACUCACCACGACCAGUAGAGAAAGACCGAGAAAAAGGCCCUUUUACUUUACCAUUAGCAAUGACGAAACGACGACCAUUUUGGACAAUCUUAUCGAGACAGAGAACAAGGCAAGGAAUAACCACGUUGGAUGAAAUCCCAUUACCUACCACAGCAACUUCAUUAGAAGUGAUGUUUGAAGAAGGAUAUGACACCAAGGCAUUUUUCUCCCCACGACACCAUUGGACGACCUCCUCUUUGACCAGUGCGACUUCAUCUUUUGUUGAUGAUCCUUGUAUUAUAGACUCUUUGGAACGACAGAAACACAUCAAUGAUAUGUAUUAUACCUCUCAUCCGCCAUACCAUCAUACUUUCUCAUUGGCUUCUUCUAAUCGCACCACUUUGUACAACAAUCAUCCAUUCAACUCUUCUUUGAUUUCUUUAUCAUCCACGGAAAAACAAGAACAAGAGGCCGAAUUACAACGUUUGUCUAUCUCCUCUUAUCAUGUGUGGUAG
Molecule: messenger RNA, 699 nt
Organism: Halteromyces radiatus
Lineage: Eukaryota; Fungi; Mucoromycota; Mucoromycetes; Mucorales; Cunninghamellaceae
Exons: 1
Coding region: 1-699 (232 amino acids)
Source: RefSeq, a predicted model, not a curated record